AUGACACAAUUCAUCCCAACCCCUCCAACGCCCUCAAAACCCGGCUCGUUCCCUCCCACACCAUCUAGCACCAAGAUCCCCAUCGCCCCACCCCCCUGGACCCUGCGCGCCAAAUCCUGGACAUUCCUAUACACCGAUCCCCCAUCGUCCUCACCAGAUCCACCCCAAAACCCCAACAACACGCCCCAAAUCCUGCAAGACAACCUGCCCGCAGGCUCCUACCACCCCCUCGAAACAAUCCACGCGUCCGCACUCGAACGCCUCGCCAAUGGAUCCCCGCAAUACCAAAAAUCCUGGCUAAAAGCAGUCAUGAUCAUCCGCUACGAAGAAACAGACAUCGGCCCGUAUGACGAACUGAUUCUCGUCCCCGGGCGCGCAAUGAACCCCUCCACGGGGAAGGCCGAGAUGCGGAUCUCCAACAUCUACGUGUCCACCGACGCGAGUGUGUGGAAUGGGAGGCGGAAUUGGAGUACGUCCUCGUCCCUUACCCCUUCCUCUCCUACACCUCCAUUCAGUUCCAGGGUGAAUAAGGCUAAUGGAUGGGUGGUGCGAGCAGACAUCCCCAAACACCGCGCAACCUUCAUCUUCACGCCCCUCCCCCACAGCAACGCCACAGAACUCCGCGUGUACCAUCCCCCAAACACCCCAGCGCCCCUCGAUCCAAGUCGGCCCUUCUUCACGGUUCUCCUUAAGGACUCCGCUCUCCCAACCAUCCCCCUCCCACGACUGGCACCAAUUCCAAUCGUGCAGCCGCCGCUGGCUCGAUCGCGUUGGCCGCCUGGUAUACAGGACGCCGUUAUCGGCACGGACGAUCCCGAGAACGGGCGGGAGAAUCCGUGGUUGAGGAUCUGGCCGUCGUUUAAGGGGCGGUGGGGGCUUGCGUAUGCGGAUACUCUGCGUGACGAGGAGGGGGAGGAGGGGCUGGAGUUCUAUGGGGAUGGGGUGGGGUUUCCGCGGGUGAGGUUUCGGGCUGUUGGGGCGUAUUUUGAGGGGGUGGUGGGCUUUGGGGUUGCGGACGUUGUUGGUUAA
Molecule: messenger RNA, 1029 nt
Organism: Aspergillus mulundensis
Lineage: Eukaryota; Fungi; Ascomycota; Eurotiomycetes; Eurotiales; Aspergillaceae
Exons: 1
Coding region: 1-1029 (342 amino acids)
Source: RefSeq, a predicted model, not a curated record